Molecule: messenger RNA, 2153 nt
Organism: Galleria mellonella (greater wax moth)
Lineage: Eukaryota; Metazoa; Arthropoda; Insecta; Lepidoptera; Pyralidae
Product: carboxylic ester hydrolase-like
Exons: 11
Coding region: 57-1799 (580 amino acids)
Source: RefSeq, a predicted model, not a curated record
UAUAAGCCAAUUCAAUUCACAUAUAAUUACAAUCGAGUAGUGAUCGCAUAAGGAAAAUGUUUGUAAACACAUUGCUCAUUUGUUUUCUUGCCGCUUGCACGCUGGGACACCGGCAUUAUCUGAACAAGAGCGCGUUAUCAGCAACAACUGCGCCAAAUGUUCAAUCAGAAACACCAGACAAAACUGCCCAGACGGGUCCCCUGACUGUAUCAACGUCCGGUUCCUUCCGAGGGUCCUGGAUGGAGACGCGUCGCGGACGUCGUUUCCAAGCGUACCGUGGCAUCAGAUAUGCUGAACCACCUGUGGGUGAACUUAGAUUCCAGCCGCCAGUGCCCAUUCUUCAUUAUAAAAAUGAGGUAGAUGCGAGCAAGGAAGGUCCAGCGUGUCCUCUACCAGUAUCACCCACCUACUACAUCGACGAGGACUGUCUCACUAUUAAUGUCUACACGCCGAUAAAUAAGCCAAGCAAUUGCACCAAACCCCUGCCUGUGAUAUUCUUCAUUCACGCGGGCGGGUUCUACUCCAUGACUGGUCGCAGCGACCUCGCCGGUCCCCACUACCUCCUCGACAGGGACAUCGUACUGGUCACCAUCAACUAUCGAAUUGCAUCUCUUGGAUUUCUUAGUACUGGCGAUGCUCUCGCUCCUGGAAACAAUGGCUUUAAAGAUCAAGUGGUAGCUUUACGUUGGGUGCAGCGCAAUAUCCGUGCCUUCGGCGGAGACCCAAACCUCGUCACCAUUACUGGCUGCAGCGCUGGAUCUUUCAGCGUCAUGCUUCAUAUGAUUUCACCCAUGUCUAAAGGUUUAUUCCAUCGUGGCAUAUCUAUGAGCGGUUCACCCGUCAGUCAAUCGACAGUAGAGCACGACUUGUACCCUCUGGCUGUGAAACAAGCAGAGUUAGUUGGAUGUCCCACCAAUAACUCCAAGGUUAUCAUCGAUUGUUUGAAGACAAAACCCUUCAGGGAGAUCGGUGAUUCGUUGCCUGGAUUCUUUGACCCGCUAUUCUCUUAUACAUUGUGGAGGCCGGUGGUAGAGCGAGACUUUGGUCAAGAGCGUUUCCUCACGAUGGAUCCCUCAGACGCUAUCCGACAAGGGAAGAUGCAUCCUGUCCCACAUAUCAUUAGUCAAACACAUGACGAAUUUUUCUGGUCAGCUAUCCCCAUCGUAAAAAAUGAUACCCUUCGGAAGACUUUAGACGCAGAAUGGGAAGUUUACGCUCCAAUUAACUUCCAACUACCAAAAGACAAGUAUGCAGUGGCUUCAGGAAAUAGACUGCGGGAGGCGUACCUUGGUAACGAGCCACUGGCUAAUGACAAGAAGACUUUGGAUGGUCUUGGGAAAUUGUAUGCGGACGCUUUCAUAGGCUUCGGUGUGCAUAAAAUGGUGAAUCUGAUGUGCCGUUACUCGCCUUACAAGGUUUAUUACUAUCAAUUGGCUUACAUUGGCAACCAUAGUUUCUAUGAAGACCCCACAACCAAAAAACCUAUAGGCGCUGCGCACCACGAUGACCUGAUCUACCUGUUCACAUUGAGCUAUCAAUUCCCGACGAUCAACGUCAGCGAUAGCACUGACUCCCUCAUAGUGGACAGAAUGACCGCUAUCUGGUACAACUUCGCGCGGUUUGGCGACCCAAAUCCCCGCGGCAACGAGCUGCCGGAGCUGUCGACCCUGCAGUGGCCGGCCAUGACUCCGACGGCGCGCAAGUACCUCAAGUUCGACCGACAGUUCACAGUCGAGGAGAACAUGUUCGAGGACAGGUUCAAUGUAUGGGAAGAACUGUAUCCCAUUGAAAAACAUUAGGAUAUACUUUAGAGCUUCAGAUCUCGAUUCGAUAUAACUGAAAAAUCUUCUUUCAAAAAUAUACUCGUAUAGAAAUCAGAGUAUUAUUGUAUUGUAUGUUGUCUCAUUUAUUUAAGAAAAUUAUUAAUAUAGCUUUUUUUUAUAUAAAUAAUUUACUUUUAUAGAAAAAUAUUAAUUACUCGAUACAGUUUUACUUUUUUAAAAAAAUAUGCACAUCGACAAGCGUAAGAAAGGAUCGAUAUCGAUUUUUGUAUGACGAUCUGAGUGUUCCAGAUUCGAAUAUGAAAUAUGUGAAACAUUGUCUAUGCUUAACAAUAAACAAAUUAUUAUACAAUAAAUGAUAAAAUAACAGCA